Messenger RNA from Calypte anna (Anna's hummingbird), 2014 nucleotides. It is a transcript of the gene TAF1A, whose product is annotated as TATA-box binding protein associated factor, RNA polymerase I subunit A. Gene Ontology annotation, biological process: transcription by RNA polymerase I. Lineage: Eukaryota; Metazoa; Chordata; Aves; Apodiformes; Trochilidae. The transcript is spliced from 10 exons. The coding region runs from base 211 to 1590 and encodes 459 amino acids. The record is from RefSeq and is a predicted model, not a curated record. Gene Ontology annotation, cellular component: RNA polymerase I transcription regulator complex.
UCGUCAAGGGGCGGAGCUCUUGUCUAGCCUGCCUUCCCGCGGCUCUCCGGGAAUGUCCGGGUGCCAGGGUCCGGUUCGGCUGGGUUAGUUCGGAGCAGCACGAGGCUGCUUUGGUAUACCCUCAGCGAGGUCGCCCCUCCCAUGGUCAAAGCUGGCCGCCGCCCACCGCAGUUGGGCGGGGAGGGGGUGUGAGGGACUGCUCGCCGCGCCAUGGACACCUUCCUGGAGGAGGAGGCGGGGAAGAACCGUGCCGCUCACACGAGGAGCAGCACCCUGCUGCCUGGCCUGCACCUGCCCUUCCUCUCACCACACCUCUGCCAACCGGCAUCUUCUCAAGAACCCAAGUUAAAUUUUAAGAAGAGCAAGGAAGUCUGUUUAAGUUACAUUCAGGAUGCCAUGCUUCAAAAGCAGUGGAAAAGGGCUGCGGAGUUUCUGUCUUUCUAUGUUGAGUCUCUAGAGAAAGACUUUUCUAAAGAAUACGUGAAUCCAUCUGAGAUUAUUUGGAGAGUUGGAACUGAAAUUCUGUGCCACUGUUCCAAUGGCAGCAUGAGAGAGUUCAACUCCUUCAUAGAACAGAUGAAAACUUUUGGAGUAAAAAGGUAUUUGAAGGUUUGUUUAGAGCAUGCCUUUCACCUCCUUUGCAAUGGACAAAUAGAUGAUGCUUACCAAAACCUGUCCCUGGCAGAAAGCUGGAGGUAUGGAGAACAAACAGCCAUUCAGGAUAAAGAAAUGAAACUGAUUCAAGCUUACAGGGGACUCUUGGACUACUAUAGCUGGUCUAAGCAGAAGAAUAUCCUGUUAGACCAUGGGCUGGAUGAAUUUGAAAACUUGUCUGUUGAACAGGAAAUGCACAGUUACUUUCGGAAGGCAGCAGUGAACUUAAAGGAGAUUAUUAAAAUACCUGGUGUCUGGGAUCUCUUUGUGAAAUGCUAUGUGGAUUUGUUGGAGUUCUAUGGAGACCAUAACGAAGCCCACCAAGUAUUAACUGAAUAUGCCUACAACUCAAAGUUUCCUGCUAAUCCCAAUGCUCAUGUUUACCUCUAUCAGUUCCUGAAGAGACAUGGAGAAUCAAAGAAAUCACUCAUAUCUGUGCUCAAGAUCUUGCAUGAUCUUGUUCCUUCUCAUGAACUAAUGAUAGAUUUUAAUACCAUGCUUCAGAAAUCAAAAAAAAGAAAAAGAUGUCGACUGGGGCUCGAAGUUAUUUUUGCAGUGUUGGAUUAUGCUGGCUGGAAGGAAAAUGUAAAAGCAUGGAGCUGUCUGGCAAGACAGGUGAAACAAAUUGCAAUUGCUGAGAAGCAUGUUGACUGGAUCAAGCAAGAGUGGAACUCCAGGAAGGACUGGUGGCCAGCCUUCCAUUUUACCCAUUACUUGGCAAAACAGAACUGGAAGGAAAGUGAAAGCCUUUCCUAUGAAAAAGCUCUGGUGGCUGGAAUCUUACUGGGAAAGGAUUGCAAGUACUUUAAAUAUGUAUCACACCAAGGCUGCAAAGCUCAGGUGAAAAGAUUUCGGAUACUGAAGAAAUUUGUGAAUAAGCACAAUCCUGUGUACCUGAGAAUCUCUGAUCCUUCGGAUUCUUCUGUACAACCUUGAUUAGAACGUGUCCUUAAGGUUCUUACUGUGUUUUUAAUUCUCUGUUGUGGGAAGUGGCAAAGAUAAUAUCAGCUAUAACAAAGAGAAAUGUGCUAAUGAACCCACGUGUUUACUAAAGGGAUGGUGGAAAAUUACAAAAAAAACAGUGGAAAACCACCAGAUCUUUGUGGGAGGAUCUUGGGGAAAGGCCUUGGGAAAGGGCUUAGAGUAUAAAUGGACCCUCAGAUCAAUAAACUUUGUCUCAGUUUGGAGAACUACUGGGUCUGUGCCUGGAUAUGCCAGACUCUAUGAAAUUUGACUUACUGUAUUGGUGCUACUCUAAAACUGCUAGGCGAACCCUAUCAACUCAGUACCAGAAUUUUUUAAUGUAUUUAUGUAAGAACACCUUGGUUUGUAUUUAUUCUAUAAUAAAAUCAAUACAAAU